This is a messenger RNA of Hibiscus syriacus, 2137 nucleotides long. RefSeq names its product putative clathrin assembly protein At5g35200. Gene Ontology annotation, biological process: clathrin-dependent endocytosis; vesicle budding from membrane; clathrin coat assembly. The transcript has 16 exons. Gene Ontology annotation, cellular component: clathrin-coated pit; clathrin-coated vesicle. Gene Ontology annotation, molecular function: clathrin heavy chain binding; SNARE binding; 1-phosphatidylinositol binding. NCBI's taxonomy places the organism in Eukaryota, Viridiplantae, Streptophyta, Magnoliopsida, Malvales, Malvaceae. The coding region runs from base 172 to 1800 and encodes 542 amino acids. The record is from RefSeq and is a predicted model, not a curated record.
UGAAUAAAAAAUAGCGACGCCGACGACCAACCAAACACAGCAGAACUCAAAGAUGCUCAUUAUUUGUUCGACUUUUCUUUGCUGUCUCUAGAACACCAGAAGUCCACCCACCAAUUUCUCUCUCUCUUUCUGAUUACAGCAUCUGAAUUUUGUGAUUGAGAGGGAGAUAGAAUGUCUAGCGGAGGCUCACAAAAUAGCUUGAGGAAAGCACUGGGCGCCCUCAAAGAUACCACCACCGUUUCAUUGGCUAAAGUCAAUAGUGAUUAUAAGGAAUUGGAUAUUGCUAUUGUUAAGGCCACAAAUCAUUAUGAACGCCCAGCUAGGGAAAAAAACAUCAGAGCAAUUUUCGCUGCCAUUUCAGCUACCAGGCCUCGGGCUGAUGUCGCCUACUGCAUCCAUGCUCUUGCAAGGCGGUUGUCAAGGACUCAUAAUUGGGCGGUUGCUUUGAAAACUCUUAUUGUCAUUCAUCGUGCUUUGAGGGAGGUGGACCCUACGUUUCAUGAAGAACUCAUUAAUUAUGGAAGAAGUAGAAGCCAUAUGCUUAACAUGUCUCAUUUCAAGGAUGAUUCCAGCCCAAACGCUUGGGAUUAUUCUGGAUGGGUUCGCACUUAUGCCUUAUUUUUGGAGGAGAGGCUGGAAUGUUUCCGUGUCUUGAAGUAUGAUAUUGAGAUGGACCGCCCAAGAACCAAAGAUCUAGACACUGCUGAGUUGCUUGAGCAGCUGCCUGCUUUGCAACAGCUUCUUUUUCGUGUUCUUGGUUGUCAGCCACAAGGUGCAGCUGUUCAUAAUUUUGUUAUCCGGUUGGCACUUUCAAUGGUUGCUUCGGAAAGUGUCAAACUUUAUCAAGCUAUUAGUGAUGGUACAGUCAAUCUUGUAGACAAGUUCUUUGAGAUGCAACGCCCUGAUGCUCUGAAGGCUUUGGACAUAUACAGGAGGGCUGGCCAACAGGCAGAGAGGCUUUCAGAAUUUUAUGAAGUAUGUAAAAGUCUGGAUGUAGGGCGUGGGGAAAGGUUUAUAAAGAUAGAGCAGCCCCCUGCAUCAUUUCUACAAGCCAUGGAAGAGUAUGUAAGAGAAGCUCCACGGUCUUCAGCAGUUCGUAAAGAUCAGAUUGACAAACCCAAGGAAGUGUUGGCCAUUGAGUACAAGAAAACCCCAGAGGUGGAGGAGAAACGUUCGCCAUCACCUCCUCCUCCUGAACCGAAAAAAUUGGAGAAAGUGGAAGAACCUAUUGUUGAACAACCUGAUUUGUUGAAUUUAAACGAUCCUGUCCCAGUUGCUUCGGAGUUGGAUGAGAAGAAUGCCCUGGCAUUGGCUAUCGUUCCUGUUGAGCAAACAACUACUGCUGCUCCACCUCUUCAAGCAAAUGGUACUACAGGCUGGGAAUUAGCACUUGUCACUGCUCCAAGCACAAAUGAAAGUGCUACUGCCGCUAGCAAACUGGCCGGAGGACUCGAUAAGCUUACAUUGGACAGCCUUUACGAUGAUGCAAUCAGAAGAAGCAACCAGAACGUUAGCUAUAAUCCAUGGGAACCACCUACUAUGUCUGGUGCUAUGAUGCAACAACCAGCGCACGAUCCCUUUUAUGCCUCCAACAUGGUUCCCGCUCCGUAUUCAGUCCAGAUGGCAGCAAUGGCCAAUCAGCAGCAGGCUUUUAUGUAUCAGCAACAGCAACAGAUGAUGAUGAUGGCAGCACCACAACAGCAGCCUUCAAAUCCGUUCAACAAUUACGGAACCCCCGUCCACCCUUACAACUCAGGUAUGCCGGUUCAACCGCACAAUCCAUAUGCAGGCAUGAUGUAGAUGCUUCGCAUGUUUUAUAUUUCUAAGCACAGGAAAGAAGGAAAAAAAGGCGAAACUCGUCGUCAGUUGUGAAAUUUGAGCUUGGGAAGAAUGCUUGAAGAAUAGGAAAUUUGUGUACCAUAUGUUGUGAAUGUGCCCUAGUUAGCUGGAUUAAGAUUCAUUAUUAAAUAUUAAGAGAGAGAGGGAGAGCAUUUUGUUAUUGAUUGUUUUCAUUGAUCAAAGUUGGUAAUAAUGCGAACACACUUGGUAACUUUCUUUAAAACCUGUUUCUUAAGUGUUGAUACUGAAUCAGGAGCUUUCAUCCUUACUGUUUCUUUCAGGAUUGCCCCCUUGUUGA